Porites evermanni is the source of this 531-nucleotide messenger RNA. Lineage: Eukaryota; Metazoa; Cnidaria; Anthozoa; Scleractinia; Poritidae. The record is from the annotation of a GenBank genome assembly.
CAGGUGGAACAGGAGGAACAGGAGGAACAGGUGGAACAGUUGGUACAGGUGGAACAGGUGGAACAGGAGGAACAGGUGGAACAGGAGGAACAGGAGGAACAGGUGGAACAGUUGGUACAGUUGGAACAGGUGGAACAGGUGGAACAGGUGGAACAGGAGAAACAGGUGGAACAGUUGGUACAGGUGGAACAGGUGGAACAGUUGGUACAGGUGGAACAGUUGGUACAGUUGGUACAGGUGGAACAGUUGGUCAGGUGGAACAGUUGGUCAGGUGGAACAGGUGGAACAGGAGGAACAGGUGGAACAGUUGGUACAGGUGGAACAGGUGGAACAGUUGGUACAGGUGGAACAGUUGGUCAGGUGGAACAGGAGGAACAGGAGGAACAGGUGGAACAGUUGGUACAGGUGGAACAGGUGGAACAGGAGGAACAGGUGGAACAGGAGGAACAGGAGGAACAGGUGGAACAGUUGGUACAGUUGGAACAGGUGGAACAGGUGGAACAGGUGGAACAGGAGGAACAGGUGGAACAG